Mollisia scopiformis is the source of this 1044-nucleotide messenger RNA. RefSeq lists its product as uncharacterized. The record is from RefSeq and is a predicted model, not a curated record. NCBI's taxonomy places the organism in Eukaryota, Fungi, Ascomycota, Leotiomycetes, Helotiales, Mollisiaceae. The coding region runs from base 225 to 755 and encodes 176 amino acids. The transcript has a single exon.
AUGCGAACACAACAACCGUCCUGCUGCUGGCGAGGUCAAUUGCAGCCACGAGUACUACAGUACAGCGUCCGUCCUAGGUCGACCAGGUUGACAUCAUGAAUUGAUGCCAGCACUUAUGUCCUUCCCCUCUGAGGACAGUGGCUGAGCUAGAUCGCCAUUCGAUUUACUGGUACCCUGGACUCGAAUUGAUCUGACCCGGUCUGCAAGCUCACGGAAAAGCCAGCAUGAGAGGAGAUCAUCUCAACGCAGCUCCGAGGUACUGGCGGGAACAGCACCAUGACUCCAUCAGCGACUCCCGGAGAGGCAGGCGCAAGAUUGAAUUGGGGCUCUUUGCCGGGCAGUGGGAUCGUCGAUACAGAUCCAUGAGUCUCGAGGAUCCUUCGGGUGAUUGGACGAUAAGCUGUCAAGGGACAAAUAUUUACAAAUGUAUUCGACUCCUCCCGAGCACAGGGUCCCAUCUGUGUAGCUCUUUAGUCACAGUGCUGCCGAAAAGGAUUUGGAGGCUUGCGUCUGAUCACGCCCGGGCCGAGAUGGUCCCUGCUCUGGCCCGUGAAAAUGGGCUGCACUCCCGAGAUGAACUACAAAAUGCCGCAAACAUGGCCAAUGCAGGUGUCUUUGAUGUUCGUCUGGAAAUUAGUGACAAUUUCCACAGUGUUCGGGACACGCCUUGCACUGAAGAACACUGCCGAAGAAACAUGUUUCAUACGCUGGGGGGGGGGGGGGAGACUCGUCUCAUCUCGUUUUACUGGAAGUGACCUCGUCAAGACCGCUGUAUGGCUGUAGGCCGUCUUGUGUCGACCGUCUUGGGAAAUUUCACACACAAGUCAUCUAUCAUCUGUCAAGGCCAUCAUCUAGAAUGAGGCAUGUACUAUCUAGGAGGACAUCAUGACCGGCAUAAGGAAGUAGCAUUUAUGUUAGUGCUCGAUACGAACAAGCGAGAAAAAUCGCACAACGAGGCGCAAACUGCCUAGAUUUCUGUUUCCAGUCUGACGGAAAGCGUGAAACACUGACCGCCAUCUCAUCCUCCUCUUCCAUCAUGGUGUG